UAUUCAGCUCUAUUGUUGCCUUCCUGUUUCGGGCCUGAAUAGGCCCUGAAUAGGCGGCCCCAGAUCUGAACAGGCCACUUCCAUCUGGGCCGCCCUGGAUCGCGCAUGCGGAGGAGCAGUUGGAUCGAUGGAGGCCGCGCAUGCAGGAAGAUCGCAAGCCGCGCAUGCGCCACCCGAACUACCGCUACGCGAUCUGCCGCCGGCAGGCUAGGCCGCGGGCCGAAGCGCGACUGACAGGAACCACGCGUGCGGCAAGAUCGUAAGCCGCGCAUGCGCCACCCGAACUACCGUUACGCAGUCCGCCGCCGGGCAUGCAAGGCUACGACCCCGAGGCGCGACCACUGCGCCCCUCAGGCUACGGCACGGCAGUCCCUGGGGUCAGGGACCUUGAAGGAGGAGGGCCCUGUCAUGCCCCGGAGCCACCCUAACCCGCGGGACCCGCCUCGGCACCCGGCACAGCCCUCGGAACGCGCCUCGGCACCUGGCACAACCCUCGGCCCGACCACCUCGCCCUGCAUCCGGCACCCGGCGCAGCCUGGCCAACCACAGGGCACCACGCAGGUCAUCUGCGUGCGCCACCAGGGCGCACGUCAGUAGCCCAGAUCACGCGAGCCACCCGGAGGAGCGAUCGGAGGGGCACAGAGCUGAGCGAAGUGCGGGGCAUCAGGCUGAGCAAGUGCGGGGAACUGAGACAUUGGGUCGGCAGCAGAGCGGAUUGGGCGCACUCAGGGAGCUAUGCAGGCGCCACAGGAUGGCCCAGGAAAGGAUCUGCGAGCUCAGGAAUGGAGGCUGGCCGAUGCGGAGGAAGAUCGAGGGCCAGGAUGGGAGAAAUAAGGAGGAUGGAACCCACAGGCAGUGGGAGAGGCCAGCGUUCAAUGCAACCACCCGCAACCCCCCUACCUGUAGCUACCCUGUAGCGCGUGCUCUGCUUGUGCCUUGCUCGUACUCCGUCACUUCAACGUAUACCCCCUUCCUUCUGGGAGCCCCCGCUCCUGACAGUAGGAUAUAGCAGAAAGAUAAAAGACAAUAAGAAUAUAGUCAGAGCUUAAUAGCUCGAAUGCCUAUCGUCUAGAUAGAGGUAGAACAAC
This is a messenger RNA of Thermothielavioides terrestris NRRL 8126, 1088 nucleotides long. RefSeq lists its product as uncharacterized. Lineage: Eukaryota; Fungi; Ascomycota; Sordariomycetes; Sordariales; Chaetomiaceae. The transcript has a single exon. The record is from RefSeq and is a predicted model, not a curated record. Bases 409 to 597 code for a protein of 62 amino acids.